This is a messenger RNA of Miscanthus lutarioriparius, 1527 nucleotides long. The record is from the annotation of a GenBank genome assembly. NCBI's taxonomy places the organism in Eukaryota, Viridiplantae, Streptophyta, Magnoliopsida, Poales, Poaceae.
AUGAAGUCCAACCGGAACCUGUCGAGGGCGGAGGGGAGGAGGCUGGGGAAUGUGGCUCUCAUAGCCUUCAUGCUCGGAUCCCUCCUCCUGCUCUCCCUCGUCCGGGCCAAGUUCUCCCCGAUCGGUAAAACAGGGGACGCCAUCAAAGCAGAGGAGCAGCAGGCAAUGGCGAAAGACAGCGGCGAGAUGGCCACCGCCCAUGAGGCUGCAGCCGCUGAGGAGGAGGAAGACGAGACCCGGUCCAAGCCCACCGAUUCCAGUUCAGGCAGUGGCGGCAUAGGCAGCACGGCCAUUGUGGCCGGCGACGACCACGCCGAGCGGGCGAGCAAGCUGGUGUGCUACGAGUCGAGCCGGCGGUCGGACACCUGCGAGGCGGCCGGCGACGUGCGCGUGGUGGGGCGCGCCCAGACGGUGCUGGUGAGCCCGCUGGAUCGGGAGUGGAAGGUGAAGCCCUACUGCCGGAAGAACGACGCGUUCGCGCUGUCCCACGUCAAGGAGUGGACGCUCCGGCCGGCGGGAAGCGAAGACGCGCCGCGGUGCACGGUGAACAGCUCGGCCACGGCGUUCGUGCUGUCGACGGGCGGGUUCACGGGCAACCUGUUCCACGACUACACGGACGUGCUGAUCCCGGCGUUCAUCACUGCGCGGCGGUACGGCGGCGACGUGCAGCUGCUGGUGAGCAGCUACAAGCCGUGGUGGACCACCAAGUACCUGCAGGUGCUGCAGCAGCUGAGCCGGCACGAGGUGGUGGACUCGGACGCCGACGCCGAGGUCCGGUGCUACCCGCGCGUCGUGGUGGGGCCGACGUUCCACCGGGAGCUAGGCGUGGACGCGUCCUUGUCGCCGUCGUCCGGCGGAGUGUCCAUGCCGGAGUUCCGCGCGAUGCUGCGGGACGCGUUCGGGCUAGAGCGCGCGGCGGCGGCGCCGAGCGGGGACCGGUGGGACAUCCGCCGUCGCCCGCGCCUCCUCAUCAUCUCGCGGAGAACCUCGCGGCUGCUGCUGAACGAGCGCGCCAUGGCGGACAUGGCGACGAGCCUGGGGUUCGACGUGCGGACGGGGGACCCGGAGGUGAGCACGGACGUGGCGCGGUUCGCGCGGCUGGUGAACUCGGCGGACGUGAUGGUGGGCGUGCACGGCGACGGGCUCACCAACAUGGUGUUCCUCCCCGCGGGGGCCGUGCUGGUGCAGGUGGUUCCGUACGGCGGGCUGGAGUGGCUGGCGCGCGGCACGUUCCGGGAGCCCGCGGAAGGGAUGGAGGUGCACUACCUCGAGUACGUGGUGCAGAAGGACGAGACGACGCUGAGCGAGGAGUACGGCGAGGAUGAUCCGGUGAUCAGGGACCCCGCCGCCAUCCAUAGGCAGGGGUGGGACACGCUCAAGGCCGUGUACCUGGACAAGCAGAACGGAGUUCAACCAGCACAAAAUGUAGUGGAAUCUGGUGAUAAUAAGAAUGCUGCGGCCAGAUUCCGUGGGAGCUUUGUGCAAGAACAACGCACAGUGCGAGAUUCUGUCAAUUGUUCGUCAUGA